Toxotes jaculatrix (banded archerfish) is the source of this 7324-nucleotide messenger RNA. RefSeq names its product protocadherin Fat 4-like. NCBI's taxonomy places the organism in Eukaryota, Metazoa, Chordata, Actinopteri, Toxotidae. Gene Ontology annotation, cellular component: plasma membrane; adherens junction; cytoplasm. Gene Ontology annotation, molecular function: calcium ion binding; cadherin binding. Bases 86 to 7324 code for a protein of 2412 amino acids. Gene Ontology annotation, biological process: homophilic cell-cell adhesion; adherens junction organization; multicellular organism development. The record is from RefSeq and is a predicted model, not a curated record. The transcript is spliced from 51 exons.
AGAAGUCGCAAAGGAAUAUAUUUCUACUUAGUUUGACUGUUUUUGACUUUUAUUGAGAGGAAUAUUGAAAAAAAGACACAGACAGAUGGGGACCUCUCGGUUCGCCGUUUUGGGCAUUUUAAUGUUCGUUUUUCAGGUCUCAGCUUUAGUUACUGCUGAGGAGCCAACAUGUGCACCUGGAUUCGAGUCAGAAAUGUUGAUUUUCAAAGUGACCAGAAAGCAUCUGAGGCAGGGCACAAGACUGGGUAAAGUGGGCUUCACUGACUGCACAGACCGCACAAGAUUCCUUUUCAGCAGUGAUGACAGCCGUUUCAUGGUACAGACAGAUGGCAUGUUGACGGUAAAGAGACAGAUAGUUCUUCAUGAAGGACAUCAGGACUUCUUCAUCCACUCCUGGGAUUCACAAGGUCGCAACAUGACAGUUCCAGUCAGGGUAUUGCACCAUGGGCAUCAGCAUGGGGACCACCACCGGGACCACCACCGGGACCACAGACACCAUAACCAUCAGCACCACCAUACUGAAGUGGACUCUGCUAAUAACACAGAGAGUGCAACCAAUCCACCAGUACCUGUUCUGCAUUUCCCCAAGUCUGCUGAUGGGCUGAGGAGAAGGAAGAGAGACUGGGUCAUUCCUCCCAUCAAUGUUCCUGAGAAUAACAGAGGACCGUUUCCGAGUAAUGUAGUUCAAAUCUGUUCCAGUGAAGAUAAAAUAAAGAAGAUCUAUUACAGCAUCACUGGUCCAGGAGCUGAUCAGGAUCCUGUUGGCCUUUUCACCUUGGACAGAAACACUGGUAUUCUCUAUGUCACACAGCCACUGGACAGAGAGAAGGUGGCCAAGUACAUGCUACAAGCGCAUGCUGUGGCAGAUGGUUCAGGAAAUGCUGAGGAUCCUAUGGAUAUUAUAGUGAAUGUAAUUGACCAGAAUGACAACAAGCCUGUAUUCACUCAAGAUACCUUCCUGGGAACCGUUCCUGAGGCGUCAGCCAAAGAUUUUGAGGUGAUUACGGUCACAGCCACCGAUGCUGACGAGCCAAAUAAUGACAACUCAGAUAUCCGCUACAGUAUUGUGAGCCAGGAGCCGCAGUUUCCCAGUGACAACCUGUUUGAAAUCAACCCAGUGACUGGAGCCAUCAGAGUCAGUGCUGGUGGGCUUGACAGAGAGAAAUUCCCAAACUACACUCUGGUUGUACGGGCAGCAGACACACAGGGAGAUGGGUUGUCCGCAGAGGCCAAAGUAAUCCUCACUGUAACAGAUAGCAAUGACAACGCCUCGGUCUUCGCUCAACCCUCUAGUGAAGCCAAUCCACCAGUACCUGUUCUGCAUUUCCCCAAGUCUGCUGAUGGGCUGAGGAGAAGGAAGAGAGACUGGGUCAUUCCUCCCAUCAAUAUUCCUGAGAAUAACAGAGGACCCUUUCCAAGUCAUGUAGUUCAAAUCCGUUCCUUGGAAGAUAAAAUAAAGAAGAUCUAUUACAGCAUCACUGGUCCAGGAGCUGAUCAGGAUCCUGUUGGCCUUUUCACCAUGGACAGAAACACUGGUAUUCUCUAUGUCACACAGCCACUGGACAGAGAGAGGGUGGCCAGGUACAUGCUACAAGCGCAUGCUGUGGCAGAUGGUUCAGGAAAUGCUGAGGAUCCUAUGGAUAUUAUACUGAAUGUAAUUGACCAGAACGACAACAGGCCUGUAUUCACUCAAGAUACCUUCCUGGGAACCGUUCCUGAGGCGUCAGCCAAAGAUUUUGAGGUGAUUACGGUCACAGCCACCGAUGCUGACGAGCCAAAUAAUGACAACUCAGAUAUCCGCUACAGUAUUGUGAGCCAGGAGCCGCAGCUGCCCAGUAACAACCUGUUUGAAAUCAACCCAGUGACUGGAGCCAUCAGAGUCAGUGCUGGUGGGCUUGACAGAGAGAAAUUCCCAAACUACACUCUGGUUGUACGGGCAGCAGACACACAGGGAGAUGGGUUGUCCGCAGAGGCCAAAGUAAUCCUCACUGUAACAGAUAGCAAUGACAACGCCUCGGUCUUCACUCAACCCUCUAGUGAAGCCAAUCCACCAGUACCUGUUCUGCAUUUCCCCAAGUCUGCUGAUGGGCUGAGGAGAAGGAAGAGAGACUGGGUCAUUCCUCCCAUCAAUGUUCCUGAGAAUAACAGAGGACCUUUUCCGAGUAAUGUAGUCCAGAUCCGUUCCUUGGAAGAUAAAAUAAAGAAGAUCUAUUACAGCAUCACUGGUCCAGGAGCUGAUCAGGAUCCUGUUGGCCUUUUCACCAUGGACAGAAACACUGGUAUUCUCUAUGUCACACAACCUCUGGACAGAGAGAAGGUGGCCAGGUACAUGCUACAAGCGCAUGCUGUGGCAGAUGGUUCAGGAAAUGCUGAGGAUCCUAUGGAUAUUAUACUGAAUGUAAUUGACCAGAACGACAACAGGCCUGUAUUCACUCAAGAUACCUUCCUGGGAACCGUUCCUGAGGCGUCAGCCAAAGAUUUUGAGGUGAUUACGGUCACAGCCACCGAUGCUGACGAGCCAAAUAAUGACAACUCAGAUAUCCGCUACAGUAUUGUGAGCCAGGAGCCGCAGCUGCCCAGUAACAACCUGUUUGAAAUCAACCCAGUGACUGGAGCCAUCAGAAUCAGUGCUGGUGGGCUUGACAGAGAGAAAUUCCCAAACUACACUCUGGUUGUACGGGCAGCAGACACACAGGGAGAUGGGUUGUCCGCAGAGGCCAAAGUAAUCCUCACUGUAACAGAUAGCAAUGACAACGCCUCGGUCUUCACUCAACCCUCUAGUGAAGCCAAUCCACCAGUACCUGUUCUGCAUUUCCCCAAGUCUGCUGAUGGGCUGAGGAGAAGGAAGAGAGACUGGGUCAUUCCUCCCAUCAAUGUUCCUGAGAAUAACAGAGGACCUUUUCCGAGUAAUGUAGUCCAGAUCCGUUCCAGUGAAGAUAAAAUAAAGAAGAUCUAUUACAGCAUCACUGGUCCAGGAGCUGAUCAGGAUCCUGUUGGCCUUUUCACCAUGGACAGAAACACUGGUAUUCUCUAUGUCACACAGCCACUGGACAGAGAGAAGGUGGCCAGGUACAUGCUACAAGCGCAUGUUGUGGCAGAUGGUUCAGGAAAUGCUGAGGAGCCUAUGGAUAUUAUAGUGAAUGUAAUUGACCAGAAUGACAACAGGCCUGUAUUCACUCAAGAUACCUUCCUGGGAACCGUUCCUGAGGCGUCAGCCAAAGAUUUUGAGGUGAUUACGGUCACAGCCGCCGAUGCUGACGAGCCAAAUAAUGACAACUCAGAUAUCCGCUACCGUAUUAUAAGCCAGGAGCCACAGUUGCCCAGUAACAACCUGUUUGAAAUCAACCCAGUGACUGGAGCCAUCAGAGUCAGUGCUGGUGGGCUUGACAGAGAGAAAUUCCCAAACUACACUCUGGUUGUACGGGCAGCAGACACACAGGGAGAAGGGUUGUCUGCAGAGGCCAAAGUAAUCCUCACUGUAACAGAUAGCAAUGACAACGCCUCGGUCUUCACUCAGUCCUCUAGUGAAGCCAAUCCACCAGUACCUGUUCUGCAUUUCCCCAAGUCUGCUGAUGGGCUGAGGAGAAGGAAGAGAGACUGGGUCAUUCCUCCCAUCAAUGUUCCUGAGAAUAACAGAGGACCUUUUCCGAGUAAUGUAGUCCAGAUCCGUUCCAGUGAAGAUAGAAUAAAGAAGAUCUAUUACAGCAUCACUGGUCCAGGAGCUGAUCAGGAUCCUGUUGGCCUUUUCACCAUGGACAGAAACACUGGUAUUCUCUAUGUCACACAGCCACUGGACAGAGAGAAGGUGGCCAGGUACAUGCUACAAGCGCAUGUUGUGGCAGAUGUUUCAGGAAAUGCUGAGGAGCCUAUGGAUAUUAUAGUGAAUGUAAUUGACCAGAAUGACAACAGCCCUGUAUUCACUCAAGAUACCUUCCUGGGAACCGUUCCUGAGGCGUCAGCCAAAGAUUUUGAGGUGAUUACGGUCACAGCCACCGAUGCUGACGAGCCAAAUAAUGACAACUCAGAUAUCCGCUACAGUAUUGUGAGCCAGGAGCCGCAGCUUCCCAGUAACAACCUGUUUGAAAUCAACCCAGUGACUGGAGCCAUCAGAGUCAGUGCUGGUGGGCUUGACAGAGAGAAAUUCCCAAACUACACUCUGGUUGUACGGGCAGCAGACACACAGGGAGAAGGGUUGUCCGCAGAGGCCAAAGUAAUCCUCACUGUAACAGAUAGCAGUGACAACGCCUCGGUCUUCGCUCAACCCUCUAGUGAAGCCAAUCCACCAGUACCUGUUCUGCAUUUCCCCAAGUCUGCUGAUGGGCUGAGGAGAAGGAAGAGAGACUGGGUCAUUCCUCCCAUCAAUAUUCCUGAGAAUAACAGAGGACCCUUUCCAAGUCAUGUAGUUCAAAUCCGUUCCUUGGAAGAUAAAAUAAAGAAGAUCUAUUACAGCAUCACUGGUCCAGGAGCUGAUCAGGAUCCUGUUGGCCUUUUCACCAUGGACAGAAACACUGGUAUUCUCUAUGUCACACAGCCACUGGACAGAGAGAAGGUGGCCAGGUACAUGCUACAAGCGCAUGCUGUGGCAGAUGGUUCAGGAAAUGCUGAGGAUCCUAUGGAUAUUAUACUGAAUGUAAUUGACCAGAACGACAACAGGCCUGUAUUCACUCAAGAUACCUUCCUGGGAACCGUUCCUGAGGCGUCAGCCAAAGAUUUUGAGGUGAUUACGGUCACAGCCGCCGAUGCUGAUGAGCCAAAUAAUGACAACUCAGAUAUCCGCUACAGUAUUAUAAGCCAGGAGCCGCAGCUGCCCAGUAACAACCUGUUUGAAAUCAACCCAGUGACUGGAGCCAUCAGAGUCAGUGCUGGUGGGCUUGACAGAGAGAAAUACCCAAACUACACUCUGGUUGUACGGGCAGCAGACACACAGGGAGAAGGGUUGUCUGCAGAGGCCAAAGUAAUCCUCACUGUAACAGAUAGCAAUGACAACGCCCCGGUCUUCACUCAACCCUCUAGUGAAGCCAAUCCACCAGUACCUGUUCUGCAUUUCCCCAAGUCUGCUGAUGGGCUGAGGAGAAGGAAGAGAGACUGGGUCAUUCCUCCCAUCAACGUUCCUGAGAAUAACAGAGGACCUUUUCCGAGUAAUGUAGUUCAGAUCCGUUCCAGUGAAGAUAAAAUAAAGAAGAUCUAUUACAGCAUCACUGGUCCAGGAGCUGAUCAGGAUCCUGUUGGCCUUUUCACCAUGGACAGAAACACUGGUAUUCUCUAUGUCACACAGCCACUGGACAGAGAGAAGGUGGCCAGGUACAUGCUACAAGCGCAUGUUGUGGCAGAUGGUUCAGGAAAUGCUGAGGAGCCUAUGGAUAUUAUAGUGAAUGUAAUUGACCAGAAUGACAACAGCCCUGUAUUCACUCAAGAUACCUUCCUGGGAACCGUUCCUGAGGCGUCAGCCAAAGAUUUUGAGGUGAUUACGGUCACAGCCGCCGAUGCUGACGAGCCAAAUAAUGACAACUCAGAUAUCCGCUACAGUAUUGUGAGCCAGGAGCCGCAGCUGCCCAGUAACAACCUGUUUGAAAUCAACCCAGUGACUGGAGCCAUCAGAGUCAGUGCUGGUGGGCUUGACAGAGAGAAAUUCCCAAACUACACUCUGGUUGUACGGGCAGCAGACACACAGGGAGAAGGGUUGUCUGCAGAGGCCAAAGUAAUCCUCACUGUAACAGAUAGCAAUGACAACGCCUCGGUCUUCGCUCAACCCUCUAGUGAAGCCAAUCCACCAGUACCUGUUCUGCAUUUCCCCAAGUCUGCUGAUGGGCUGAGGAGAAGGAAGAGAGACUGGGUCAUUCCUCCCAUCAGUGUUGCUGAGAAUAACAGAGGACCCUUUCCAAGUCAUGUAGUUCAGAUCCGUUCCUUGGAAGAUAAAAUAAAGAAGAUCUAUUACAGCAUCACUGGUUCAGGAGCUGAUCAGGAUCCUGUUGGCCUUUUCACCAUGGACAGAAACACUGGUAUUCUCUAUGUCACACAGCCACUGGACAGAGAGAAGGUGGCCAAGUACAUGCUACAAGCGCAUGCUGUGGCAGAUGGUUCAGGAAAUGCUGAGGAUCCUAUGGAUAUUAUACUGAAUGUAAUUGACCAGAAUGACAACAGGCCUGUAUUCACUCAAGAUACCUUCCUGGGAACCGUUCCUGAGGCGUCAGCCAAAGAUUUUGAGGUGAUUACGGUCACAGCCGCCGAUGCUGACGAGCCAAAUAAUGACAACUCAGAUAUCCGCUACAGUAUUGUGAGCCAGGAGCCGCAGCUGCCCAGUAACAACCUGUUUGAAAUCAACCCAGUGACUGGAGCCAUCAGAGUCAGUGCUGGUGGGCUUGACAGAGAGAAAUUCCCAAACUACACUCUGGUUGUACGGGCAGCAGACACACAGGGAGAAGGGUUGUCCGCAGAGGCCAAAGUAAUCCUCACUGUAACAGAUAGCAGUGACAACGCCUCGGUCUUCGCUCAACCCUCUAGUGAAACCAAUCCACCAGUACCUGUUCUGCAUUUCCCCAAGUCUGCUGAUGGGCUGAGGAGAAGGAAGAGAGACUGGGUCAUUCCUCCCAUCAAUAUUCCUGAGAAUAACAGAGGACCCUUUCCAAGUCAUGUAGUUCAAAUCCGUUCCUUGGAAGAUAAAAUAAAGAAGAUCUAUUACAGCAUCACUGGUUCAGGAGCUGAUCAGGAUCCUGUUGGCCUUUUCACCAUGGACAGAAACACUGGUAUUCUUUAUGUCACACAGCCACUGGACAGAGAGAGGGUGGCCAGGUACAUGCUACAAGCGCAUGCUGUGGCAGAUGGUUCAGGAAAUGCUGAGGAUCCUAUGGAUAUUAUAGUGAAUGUAAUUGACCAGAAUGACAACAGGCCUGUAUUCACUCAAGAUACCUUCCUGGGAACCGUUCCUGAGGCGUCAGCCAAAGAUUUUGAGGUGAUUACGGUCACAGCCACCGAUGCUGACGAGCCAAAUAAUGACAACUCAGAUAUCCGCUACCGUAUUAUAAGCCAGGAGCCACAGCUGCCCAGUAACAACCUGUUUGAAAUCAACCCAGUGACUGGAGCCAUCAGAGUCAGUGCUGGUGGGCUUGACAGAGAGAAAUACCCAAAGUACACUCUGGUUGUACGGGCAGCAGACACACAGGGAGAAGGGUUGUCCGCACAGGCCAAAGUAAUCCUCACAGUAACAGAUAGCAAUGACAACGCCCCGGUCUUCACUCAACCCUCUUAUGAGGCAACAGUCGAGGAAAAUAAAGUGGGCGUGCUGGUCGCUACGUUGUCAGUAACACUGAAAACGGCAUCAUCCUAA